AUGGCCCAUCUCCAAGGCAAAGUUGACGGCCCAGGGCAGAAAGGCACGUGGAGACAGAGCUCAGCAGAUCGACUAUUUCCUACCUGGCUACCUGGGUACGGUAUGGCUACGGUGUACAGCCUGGAGAACGGAAUGGUCUCCGCAGCAAACGGAGACCGUCCGCCGUUUGGGCCCAGCCACCUCGGUGAGCAGAAUGGUGACCGCCAGAUGAGAUACGAGAUACGAGACAGUCAUCAGACAUCGGACUCAGAAAUGCCGCCUGGGGUUCGUCGAUAUCACGGUACUGGCACUUGCGUCAUCCAUAGGACGAUGGGGACACCGUGGGGUCCGAUCUGGGGGCGAAACUGGGCUGAAUUACGAGAGGGGGCGAUCGCCGACUCAUUCAUCGUCGAGGUAAUCACAAAGAUCACCAAGAUCACAAUCAUCACAACGGACAUGGGGUCAGCACCGGAUCAUGGAAAGUCGGCGGCAUGGGGAUUCUAG
Penicillium cinerascens is the source of this 483-nucleotide messenger RNA. RefSeq lists its product as uncharacterized. The record is from RefSeq and is a predicted model, not a curated record. NCBI's taxonomy places the organism in Eukaryota, Fungi, Ascomycota, Eurotiomycetes, Eurotiales, Aspergillaceae. Bases 1 to 483 code for a protein of 160 amino acids. The transcript has a single exon.